Molecule: messenger RNA, 3212 nt
Organism: Macrobrachium nipponense
Lineage: Eukaryota; Metazoa; Arthropoda; Malacostraca; Decapoda; Palaemonidae
Biological process (GO): transmembrane transport
Cellular component (GO): membrane
Molecular function (GO): transmembrane transporter activity
Source: RefSeq, a predicted model, not a curated record
CGGUUGAUUCUUGCUCGUGCAAAUCUGAUAACCGGAUACUUCGCAUAAUGAGGUUAUCAAGAUUUUAGUGGAACCUGCACUGCGUAGCUCGAUCUGAUACGGUGAACAUUCAAUGCAAUAGUUCAUGAUGCUGUGAAUACCGAGUUACUCUUCCAGAACUAUUAUUAUUAUUAUUACAUACGGUGUAUUGUGCUCCCCGCACCGUUCUCGGUGUCAACAGCGGAAUCAGUCUGAAUGGUAUUUCAAGUUCAUUGUGCUACAAAGAAUAGAUAGAUAUGAGCAUGCUAUACGAGCUUCAUCACUGACGAAGAAAGAAAACGACAAUUCUGUCAAAAGGAACUAAAACUGAAGUGGCGAAAGAUGGUCCUUCUAAGCGCCGAGCCCGUUAUAUUUUUAUACGUCUGCUGCUACAGUACUAUGAUGCUUCUCGGACAGAAAUUCAUUCUAGACCGCCUCUGUUUACAAAAGACAGGAGUCAUCGACUGUUCUGGUACCCCAGCACCGUCAUCACUCAAUUCUAGUCUUUCAUCCAGUACCAGCGGCUUUUCUCCUGUGAACAUAAAUGCUUACGGGUACACAAGUGUUAUUGGAAGUGAUGAGAUAAGGUGGAAAGUAGCAGGAUACUACAGUGAUAAAGGAACACUCACUGAUGCAGUUCCACAAGAUGACAUAAGGUCAGAAGCGGUUCAGUUAUACAUGGUAGCAACAGCAAUUAACGCCUUAUCGUCAGUUAUUUCUUCUCAGUUUUUGGGCUACUGGAUGGACAGGAUGUCAAGAAAGGUUUUGAUGACAGCUCCUGCUGGCGGGGGUGUGGCGUGGGCAAUGACGUGUGUCCUGGUGGCCUAUUUUGAGACAUGCCCAAUUCAGCUGGUAUUUAUCGGUGUCUGUUUGGGAGGCAUCACGGGUGGUUAUGUCACACUCAAGUCGGCAGUAACGAGCUACAUCGUGCAGGAGACUCCCCUGGAGAAGAGGACCAUCCGGCUGAGUGUGCUGGAGGCGGCCAUUUUUCUCGGAGCUGCGGGUGGACUCUUGCUCAUGAAUUUAGUCACGACUUACAUCACCACCAACUACGUCUACCUUUUCUUAGGUCUGCAGUCUGGGUUCAUCCUUACCCUGCUUUACAUCUUGUGCGUCUUGCGUAACGACGUGCAACUAGACUGUCCUCAUUUACGGUACAGCUACGAUGACCUGGAUGGUCCUCCUGUUCUGUCGUCCCAGCCCCACCACAGAUAUUAUGGAUCUCUGGACUCAACGUUGUCACACCACCGCCACAGAUCAUUUGCAUCCUGUGUUAUUUUCUCAGUGGCUGAAAGAGAUGGUGAAAUAGGCAGUCUUGAUGGAAAUGCAUCCCGAAAGCUUCCUGAAAUAAAGGCAGAAGAAUAUAGCCCCGCCGGGAGUACUGCCUCUACGAAAGCGAGCGUAUCCAAGAGCGUGGGACAUCUUGGAAACUUGGGAGAAAGGGCUUUACCCGAUAGCAAAGGAGAGUUUUCGUCGUCCUUUGACAUCCCGACUCCCCUUCUCAUCCCUGCCCUUGCAGUGCCUCUCGAGGCAGCGAAGACCAUAAGCAUGAGUAGCAUAUAUGGAACGCCACCAGAUAUAACGGUGACAGAAGACACUUCUCCAGAUGAAGAAAUCUCUGUUCAUGCCCCAUCUGCAGGUUCGAUGAAGACUAUCAGUCUCUAUGGGACGCCUCCACAAGGAACGGCCACCAUUGAUGCUCCUCAUGACAGCGAACGUAGCCAUGAUGCUGAUACCGGAGUGUCUCAAGGAGAUGCAGUUAAGAAUGAAACCAUUUCAGGUUCUUCUCUGGAACGUCUUUCGAGAAAAGAUGAAGAAAUUGUACAGGAUAUAACCAGCAUGAAUAUGAGUCAAACUCGUAUUGAGCGGCAGGCCUCUUUGAAUGAAAAUGGUGGAGUAACUCAUUUUGCAGGAUCAUAUAGAGUGACACCUAGUCUCAUAGCCUCUAAGGUCAAAAUUGUGACUAAUGUGAGAACGAGGAACAAGGAAAUGUCAACGGCACUUCUCGAAAAAAGAAGAGAGAUUUGUUUGUCUAAAUCCGCCAGCGACAGCGCUCUGGACAAUGCAGACAGCGUAACGUUGCUUGCUUCAUCUAAAGCGAGGAUCGUGGAAGGCCACCCGGAAUGUUCUAGAUCGAGGCUCAUCAGCGUAAGUACUCCCGAAUCACUCAAUUAUUUCACGUUCUCUGAUUAUGGUUAUAGGGAUUCCAGAGAAAGCUUUGAUAUCCGGCAUGACCUGUCCAAGAAGAUUUCUGAAGAUCGACCGGACCACGAUGCGGUCGACGGCUACUCUAGAGACACUUGGUGCAGGGCCAUACUCCGAGGAGUAAGCGAUGCCAUAGCAACCACCUUUAGAAGCCGUGCUGAUGGACUGAGGGCCAUGGUUAUCGCAGACGUCGUCGCCAACUUUUUGGUUUCGUUCGUCAUUGUAGGUGAAACCGAUAACACUUUCUUGUACCUAAACUACAAGUUUGGUUGGGACUUCGCGGAGUACUCUAUCUAUUACGGAAUCAAAUGUGCCGUUGACGGUUGCUCCCUGUUGGUUCUGCUUCCCCUGCUACGUCGAUUUGUGGGUGUGAAGGAUGCCGCUGUGGGCGUCAUGGGAGGACUCAGUCGCUGCGCCUUCUUCCUCAUGCUGGCACUCGUCCAGUACUCCUCGCAGGUUUACGCUGUUCCUUUCAUCGGUAUUUUCGGUCAGUAUUUGUUUGUAGCAGAAAGAUCUAUCAUGUCCACGUUGGUGGAGGAAGAUGAACAAGGCCGAGUCUUUACCGUGCUAUCAUCGGUGGACCAGCUGGCACUACUGCUGGGCGCUUUAACUUUCGACAACGUCUUCUCAGUCUUCAUCAAAAAGUCAAUGCCAGGCGUGACACUUCUCAUCGCAGGCUUCGUCGUGUUAAUACCUACUGUUAUAUUCGGAGCGCUGUACUUCUCCAUAAACGCCCGUCUCAGAAUGACGGAAGAAGAAGGUGAAAACGACUCGAGAGAAAGUGAUUCUUUGGUGGCAGAUAACAGGAGUUAUAUAUAAGUACAAGUUCUUACAGCAAGCACUAUGAUUAAACAUUAGAAAUACAAUGGGUAUGUAGACCGAACACGAGUCAAUUCUUCUUCUUCUUCUCCUUUUAUAAUAAUGUUAGAGAUUGUUGAAGUAGAAUAAACAUUCUUCAUGGAGAGCAUCAACUGGAAACGUAAUCUGAA